UGCUUCGGAAUAUGAUGUCAUUAUGUUGUUAACAGCACACUUGGAAGGGAGGAAAUGGAGUGCAUCCUCUGGCCCAUAUCAGCAUUAAGGCUCUGGAAAUAAGGAGGAGGGGGGUCUGUCCUGUUAGGAGAAGGGAUUUGCCGAAUAAAAAAAGACCUAUAUCUGAGAAAGAGAAGUCAUUUAACAACCACUGCUCCUGCUGCCACCAACUCUACAGCUCCACAAACUACAGCUGCAAAACCAGGAACGAAUAUGAUAAGCAUGGACCUUUGGUUAAAACUUAGUGAUUUUAGGAUUUGAAUUUUUUUUUGUUGUUGUUCCCGAAUGAAACCUUAAUAAUUUUGUCUUCCUUAAAUUCGGAUACAAAAUCGUUUAUAGUUUUAAAGAGAAUAUAUAGGCUAUAUAUAUAAUAUUUAACACUGAUCUUAGCCUAAAAUAUAGUUUUCGGAUUCGCGCUUCAGAAUUAUUUAACAGUACCAGGUUGUGGGGACAUUUAAAGACAAUGUAUUCCAAUGAAGUGAUUGUCUCCUUACUCGUCGUUAUGUGUCUGGUUGGAAUGCCCAGAGCUCAUGGAGCUGCAUGUGAAUCGAUCAGGAUCCCUAUGUGCAGGUCAAUGCCUUGGAACAUGACAAAAAUGCCGAACCAUCUACACCAUAGCACCCAGGCUAAUGCCAUCCUCGCCAUCGAGCAGUUCGAGGGCUUGCUGGGGAUAAAAUGCAGUCAGGAUCUGCUUUUCUUUCUAUGCGCCAUGUAUGCACCGAUCUGCACCAUAGAUUUCCAGCAUGAUCCAAUAAAACCUUGCAAGUCGGUCUGCGAAAGGGCCAAAAGUGGCUGCGAACCUGUCAUGAAGAGAUACAAUCACACCUGGCCGGAGAGUCUCGCUUGCGAGGAUCUACCCGUUUAUGAUCGAGGGGUAUGCAUCUCACCGGAGGCAAUAGUCACGGCAGAAGGACCAGCAAUGCCAGAUUUCCCAAUGGACUCUCACAAUGGUAACUGCAGAGGCACCAACACUGAACGCUGCAAGUGCAAACCGAUUAAACCCAAUCAAAAGACGUACAUAAGGAACAAUUAUAAUUAUGUCAUUCGAGCAAAAGUGAAGGAAGUGAGAAGCAGGUGCCAUGAUGUGAGUGCAGUGGUUGAGGUGAAGGAGAUCCUCAAGUCCUCCCUUGUGAAUAUUCCCCGAGACAUAGUGACACUCUACUCCAGCUCAGGCUGCUUGUGCCCGCCACUAAAUGCCAAUGAGGAGUAUAUUAUCAUGGGUUACGAGAGUGAGGAACAGUCCAGGUUACUCUUGGUUGAAGGUUCUAUUGCUGAGAAGUGGAAGGACCGUCUUGGUAAAAAAGUGAAGCGCUGGGAUCAGAAACUUCGCAACCCAGGAAAGGGAAAGAGUGAAUCAGUCUCUGGCAAAAACAACGCAAAACAAAUUCGUCACUAAAUGCAAUAAUUUAUGCAGAAUCAAAUGGACGAAACAUUGAGAAUGGCAUUCUUGAAGCAGCGAAGAAGAAAUUGCACUAUUGAGCGUUUUUGUUCUAAUGUUGACUAAGAAGUUUAGUUGAUUUUAGUUGUUCUUUUUUUUUUGGCUUUUUUUAUUAUUCUUUUGCACGAAGAAUAGAUUAUUUUACUGCACUGUCUACAAACUGGCAACUGGCUUUGCAGGACAAUAAGUGAAAUUUAUGGUUAAACAUAUAUCUGAUUUCUCCUUACAAUGAUACCCUGAAGAACAAUGUUGGAUAUUUAUUGAAUGGGCAAAUACGCACAGAAUUGGAACUGUGGCUAGAGGAGAAUUAAUCUGGUACACAAUAGCUCAACAGUGUCUGUGCUCGUUUAGCCUUACAGUGCAAUAUUUAACUAAAUGGAAUUUUAGCUUAAGAGAUUUAGGAAAGUGGAGUAACACACUUGUAAGAAAACACUGUGGAACGAAAGGACAGUUUUUUGGCAAGGUUUGAUGAUAGAAGACUGGGUAAUAAUGACUUAAAGGAUAAAAACCACAAUUCUUUAUUAUUAUGUUAGCCUUGAUUCCUUUAUUAUUGUAGUCAAUUGAACAGACCUGUUGUUAUCCAGUUAACAUUGCCUUCUGUUUCAGUUCAACAUGCUUGUAUUAAACACCUUGGAGUUAAUUAAAGCAUAAAAAGCAUUAAGUUCUUGAAUAAUUCAAAUGUAUUUCUGUUGUUUUAAUAACCAGUUGCAAAAAUAACUGCAUUUCAUGAUGUUUUCAGUUUUGAACCCUUGUUCAUUUUGGUUUGUAAACUUAACAGCCUUGUGUUCUAGAAAAAUCCUGCGCUUUGUUAUUUUAAAUAUAUAUAUUGAAUGUUAUUGACUAUUUUAUUUUGACUAGAAACCCUUUUUCAUGGAUUGCAAAACAUGCUUAAUAAAAUGAAAAGGACAUGCAUAGAGAUCUAACCUUUUAAUUUCACAGGGGUUAGAAAGAAGUUGCUGUUAACAGAUUAUUUACUAAAAUUCCUAUACAUUUGUUAUCAGCAGUACAGUUAACAUAGCAUGACAGGAUAUAGAACGUAUAAGCUUACACAUUGCAGUUAUAAUGUUUAAUGUUUAACAUUGUGUAUAUACUUGACAACAGGAAAUACAUUACUAGAAAUCAUACUACGUGUUGAAAAUAUGACAAAUUCUAUAAUCAACGACAUGCAAAAUGAAUUGUAGCAUCCUUAUGGAUGAAGCACAAAGGCAACAUGCCAUUAGAAAAUAUAUUCAUUAUUUUCUGGGUUUGGCUUCGUAGUGCUGCUUGUGUAUACAACACUGUUUUUUUUUUGCAGCAGCAGCAGCAGCAGACAGUAUCAAAAGUGUUGUACCAUGUGCAUAUUUACAUGUUGUCAAGCAAGUGAUGCUAAUCAGGCAAUGGGCUAUAAAAUAAAAGCCUUCAGCUUGAAAACU
Messenger RNA from Acipenser ruthenus (sterlet), 2889 nucleotides. RefSeq names its product secreted frizzled-related protein 3-like. Bases 503 to 1435 code for a protein of 310 amino acids. The record is from RefSeq and is a predicted model, not a curated record. The transcript is spliced from 7 exons. Gene Ontology annotation, molecular function: Wnt-protein binding. Lineage: Eukaryota; Metazoa; Chordata; Actinopteri; Acipenseriformes; Acipenseridae. Gene Ontology annotation, biological process: canonical Wnt signaling pathway; non-canonical Wnt signaling pathway. Gene Ontology annotation, cellular component: cytoplasm.